AUGAUAAACGAAUGGGAAUACAGCCAAAAAUCCAAAACAUAAGAUUAGUUAUUCAAUGCCUUUAGAAACAGUCAACUUUCUUCUAUUUUAAAAGCUGAAAAUGCCCCUCCUCCCCCAAAUUUAAUUUAUAAUUCUACAACUGAUUUUUUAUAAGAUUUUGGAAAGUUAGCAACUAUUAAUGGUAGUAUAACUUAUAUAGUUUAACAAGUCCCUAUAAUAGGCACUUUGCUUUUAGUAGGAGGGCUAGGUUAUUCAACAUUAACUUUAUUUAAAAGAAAAUCCGCUAACAAUAAUACUAAAUUAAAUAUGCUUGGAAAAAUGGUUAUAGGUACCGGCUCGGCUAUUACAGGUUCACUUUCGGGAGCAUUUUUUGGAUAAACAUUAAUUCCAGUGCCUAUAUUGGGUGCUUUUAUUGGAGGAGUUGUUGGAGGAGUAAUCGGAAGUGCAUCUUCAAUGUAUAUAUUGGAUGAGUUUGAUAAAGAAACCGAAUGGCCUGUUUCUAUUAAAAAUUCCUUUAAUUGGAUCUUUAAUUAAAAUAUUGAUCUACUUUGGUGUAUUGUAAAAGGAGAAAUUAUUGUUAAAAAUAUUAUUGAAUAAUGUUGA
Messenger RNA from Ichthyophthirius multifiliis, 603 nucleotides. RefSeq lists its product as hypothetical. The record is from RefSeq and is a predicted model, not a curated record. The transcript is spliced from 3 exons. Lineage: Eukaryota; Ciliophora; Oligohymenophorea; Hymenostomatida.